Caenorhabditis sp. 36 PRJEB53466 is the source of this 904-nucleotide messenger RNA. Lineage: Eukaryota; Metazoa; Nematoda; Chromadorea; Rhabditida; Rhabditidae. The record is from the annotation of a GenBank genome assembly.
AUGCUCUUUUGGAGCGAAGAAUCUCCGGUGAUUCGGCUGUUGCUCCUGUUUUGCCUCGUUGCCACGUGGCACACCGCCAACGCCAUCAAAUGCUAUUCGUGCGCCAAUGAUUUUAUUGUUUGGGUACGUGUAGGGACUAUUUACGACUCCACAGCGCAGACUACUAACUAGCUCAAUUCAACUUGUGUUUAUUUUCCAGCAGUGGCGCCACUUCUUUCUCAAACGGAACUACGAUAUCUCGACAAGCGAUCCGGAAUGCACGAGCAGGUAAGACACCUGGGAACGCCCCCGCACGAUUACCUCCUUCUCCUUUUGAUAGAAGUUUCUUUCACUUCAGAGACUACAUCUCGGAUCUCUACCAGAACUGCCAUUCCACUUGUUUUGUUUUCUAUUUGAACGGGACCAACAAACAGACUGGAUACACUACAGUACUCGGUGAGUUCUAAGAAUCUAGCAUGGAUUGAACGGGGUGAAACUGUAAUGUAUUCAGGUGUGGGUCGAGGUUGCUCCGCCAAUUUUCUGACCGAUGAUCAGCACCUGCACUUGGGACUCGGACCUCAUUCCCGGCCUUCCCACGUCGGCGAAUACCUUCCUCACGACUUUGAUCAGGUACCGAUCACAAAAAUAACAUUUCCCCUUCCAAUUUGCCACUUUCCAGUUCGACAUAACCGAACACUGGUGCUUCUGUGCCACCGAAAAGUGCAACAGCGAAGAGUGUUUCUCGUCGCCGUUCGGCUCGCGCGAGUACGCCUCUUCGUACAUCGCCAAACGACUACAGUACUCCUCCUACUCACAUAAUCCCUGGAAAUAUCGGAAUACGGGUUCCCGCCUCGCCACGACAGCCGCCACGUCAUUUCUGCUGACAAUGUGUCUUGUACAAAUGUUCUCUGUACUAUUGUUUUGA